This is a messenger RNA of Scleropages formosus (Asian bonytongue), 1559 nucleotides long. RefSeq names its product YjeF N-terminal domain containing 3 (gene yjefn3). Gene Ontology annotation, cellular component: mitochondrion. The coding region runs from base 147 to 887 and encodes 246 amino acids. The transcript has 6 exons. Gene Ontology annotation, molecular function: NAD(P)HX epimerase activity. NCBI's taxonomy places the organism in Eukaryota, Metazoa, Chordata, Actinopteri, Osteoglossiformes, Osteoglossidae. The record is from RefSeq and is a predicted model, not a curated record.
GAGGGGAGGGAGGGCAAGGCUUUGAACGGGAGGCAUAGAGAGAGAAAGAGGCUGAGGGCGCGUUGAAAACCCACUGCUGGUUCAUUGUUCCGCUUCUCUCGAAAGGCUUUGCUUGCGCUCGAACUGGGCCGUUCCGAGCCGACAGGAUGAACCACAGCUCGUCCGAACCGGAUGCGGAGACCGCCGAGCCGCUGCGCUACCUCAGUAAGGAUGAGGUGGCUGCCAUCGAAUCAGAGCUUCUGAAGGACUAUCGAUUUGGACGACAGCAGCUCAUCGAGAUCUGGGGUCACGCUUGUGCCGUCGCCGUUACCAAGGCUUUCCCUCUGGGCUCCCUGAAUAAGAAGCAGCCCACUGUGCUGGUGGUUUGUGGGCCCAAUCAGAACGGCUCCAUUGGCUUGGUGUGCGCGCGCCACCUGCGCAUAUUUGAGUAUGAACCCACCAUCUUCUACCCGAAGCGCUCCACUGAAAGCCUCCAUCAGGAUUUCAUCGUGCAAUGUGAGAAGAUGGACAUCCCUUUCCUCUCCUACCUUCCCACAGAGGUACAGCUGAUAAAUGACGCCUACAAUCUGGUGAUUGACGCCAUUCUGGGGCCGGAUGCGGAUCACACUGAUGUGAAGGAACCAUAUGCUAACAUCCUGGUCACACUCAAGCAGAUAAAGAUCCCCAUGGCCAGCGUGGAUGUGCCCUCAGGUUGGGACAUGGAUGAGGCCAACACAGAUGGAAUCAACCCAGAGGUGCUCAUAUCCCUCACAGCGCCAAAGAAGUGCGCGGCCAGGUUCUCCGGCAAACACUUCCUGGCUGGUCGCUUCCUUCCCUAUGACAUCCAAAAGAAAUAUGAGCUCAAUCUGCCAGAAUUUCCUGGCACAGAUUGCCUUAUAGAACUGUAACACAUAUAUUCAUGGCAUUAUUUUCCACAAGAAAUAUAAUAUAUACAGCCCUUUUUCUAUUUUAUAGUUUGUUACUGUGCUAUAUUACUCCUGUGCUAUAAUGGGCAUGGAAUAUAUUUGCCUGAAUUUCUUUUGCUUCUAAAAACAGGAAGAAACUAUUUAGUACUUGUGGGUGGUCUGAGCUGUAUCAAAUUAGUAAAUGGUACGAGGAAAAGAAUAUUCUCACUAAUUCAUGUCAGCUGUGGCUAAUUUCUUAUUUAUUUUUUGCAGAUGAAAAACAUUAAUUUUAGUAGCAAUAUGUAUGUAACAAUUUCAUGCAUAGGUACUUUACAUUAAUCACAUUUUUUAGCAGAAUUAAUUUAUUGUUAUCAUGAUUCCUACUUGAGAUAGAUAUACAUUACAGUAUAUCGUAUGUUUGGCAUCUGCCAAAUGAAUAAAAUGUAAAGUAAUGCUUCACUGAUCGUAACUGACGUCUUUGUUAUCGACUUAAUUUUUUGGUCAUUUUUAUUAUUGUUAUUAUUAUUGCUUUUUUUUUUUUUUUUUUACGAAUUAAUUCCUCUGUGAAUCCAAUGAAGUAGUGUUUUGGUGCUGAAUGGCUGUAGGGUUCUUAGCUCAAUAAAAGGUCUCUUAAAAAAGCUGUCGUGCCCUCUUUUCUCUGUAUGGUAGUCAAUG